Messenger RNA from Centropristis striata (black sea bass), 2641 nucleotides. It is a transcript of the gene csrnp3, whose product is annotated as cysteine-serine-rich nuclear protein 3. Gene Ontology annotation, biological process: regulation of transcription by RNA polymerase II. Lineage: Eukaryota; Metazoa; Chordata; Actinopteri; Perciformes; Serranidae. Gene Ontology annotation, molecular function: sequence-specific DNA binding; DNA-binding transcription factor activity, RNA polymerase II-specific. Gene Ontology annotation, cellular component: nucleus. The transcript is spliced from 5 exons. The record is from RefSeq and is a predicted model, not a curated record. The coding region runs from base 284 to 2122 and encodes 612 amino acids.
GUGACAGACAAGCAGUUAAAGUAAGAAAGACUGUCGUCUUGCAACAAUAAAGCAUAUGGUACCGGCAGUGCAGUCAGAGCUGGAAAAUUACAAGUCUCUCACACACUCCUGCACCCUUUUUUCUCAUGCCCGUGGAGCUCAGGGGUCGCUGCAAGUCAGUGGACUGAAACAAAAUGGGAACCUCUUCACUCAUCAUGUUUCACCCUUUUUUGAAUAGCCGACAUUUAUGAUUGUGCUGCUGUGAGAAGAGGUGAAAGGAGUCAGCCACUGGAUACAGGUGCAGAUGCGGCGGGCCAUGAGUGGAAUACUGAAGAGGAAAUUUGAGGAGGUGGAAGCCUCCUCCUCCCCGUGUUCUUCCUUGCGGGAGUCUGAUGAUGAGGUCUCCUGCAGUGAGAGUGGGGACAGCAGUGACAGUGUCAACCCCUCCGCCUCGGGUCCUUUCACCCCCGACUCGAUACUGAAGAGAGAGAAGCGCCUGCGGACGAGGAGGGUGCAUUUUGAAAAUGUGACAGUGUAUUACUUCAGCCGGCGGCAGGGCUUCACCAGCGUGCCCAGCCAGGGAGGCAGCACGCUGGGCAUGUCCAACAGGCACAGCUGGAUCAGGCAGUACUCCCUGGGUGAAUUUGCCGUGGAGCAGGAGAGGAUCCACAGAGACAUGCUCAGAGAUCACCUGAAGGAGGAGAAACUAAACUCAAUCAAACUCAAGCUGACUAAGAAUGGCACCGUGGAGUCUGAGGAGGCCAACACGCUCACGGCGGAGGACAUUUCUGACGACGACAUUGAUCUGGACAACACAGAGGUAGACGAGUACUUCUUCCUGCAGCCUCUCACCACUAAAAAGCGCCGAGCACUGCUGCGCUCCUCCGGCGUAAAGAAGAUUGAUGUGGAGGAGAAACAUGAACUGCGGGCGAUCCGGAUGUCCAGAGAGGACUGCGGCUGUGACUGCAGAGUCUUCUGUGACCCAGAGACCUGCGCCUGCAGCAUCGCAGGGAUCAAGUGCCAGGUGGACCGUAUGUCAUUUCCAUGUGGCUGCACUAAAGAGGGCUGCACCAAUUCAACUGGGAGAGUGGAGUUUAAUCCUAUCCGUGUUCGGACCCAUUUCUUACACACCAUAAUGAAGCUGGAGCUGGAGAAGAGCCGCGAGCAGCAGCAGGCGUCCCCCACCAACGGUUACCGUAGCGAAACUAACGACCUGGGAGGCGGAAACCCUCUCAUCCAGUCCCAGCACAGGUUGGAGUACUCUCUGUCAGACGCCGUCCCACAGACGGGCAGCAUGCACCUGCAGGCUGCGGACGAGAUGGAGGAGCAGCUAGACGAAGAGGACGAGGAAGAAGAUGAAGAAGACGAGGAGGAGGAGGAAGAGGAAGAGGAGAACGAAGAGGAUGACGAGGACGAGGAGGACAGCAGCAGCGUCUGCAGCGGACUGUCUGACUCCAGCACCCAGAGCUUAGCCAACAGCGACUCUGAGGAUGAGGAAGAGGAGGACGAAGAUGAAGAGAAGUCUAAGAACUUUCAGGGCGACGUCGCGGCCCCGUCGGUGUCUCACACCGAGGUCGUGCCCUUAUCCUCUGUGCUGUGUUACAGCGAUGAUAACCACAUGAACGGGAACACUUAUUUAAUGAACUCCUCUUCAGCUGAGUACUAUCAGCUGGGGAGCUCCGGCGCCGUCUCUAACGGCCAAACGGGCCGACCCAGUGAACCCUACGGGGACGCCUUAGCAUUCCAAGAUCCUGUCAGUGCGACCAACGGCAACGCAGCCCAAGGACCGUUCAACAUGUCUGCCGAGCAGUACACAGACUACUCUAAUCAGGCUGAGGAACAAUUCGCAGCAAAUCACCAUUUCACUCUGACCAACGGGGCAACUCCCGCCGCCCCACUGACCUGCUACACGCCCGAUCAGGAGAAGAAGGCCUUGUCCAAAGCUGACACCCAGAAUCAGACACAGUUUCAAAACUACCUGAACAAUAACACCCAGGGUUCCUACAGCAGCUCAUGUAUGACCGCUGCUGAACAGCCACAGCAGGAGUCGGCUGUUAACGGCCAUUCUGACCUAACCUUACUAGGAAACAACACUAAGAACCUCCCUUUACCAGACCAUUGCCCCGAGGUCACAGCCAUUUAAUGGGCCUCACCUUUUGAAGUGUUCUUUCAUUAUUAUUAUGUCUUUACUUGACCAAGUGGUAUUUUAAGGGAACAUAAUCAUGGCCUUUUUUUUUCUUUAUUUUUGCAUUGUCUGACCUUAAAUUUCAAAGCAAUUAAUAUUACAUUUUCAUCUGUAACUAUAAAGCCAUAGGGUCAUGAUGGAAAUGUUUUAAUUAUUCGCUCCUGAAGGCUUCUUCAUGCAGCGUAUGCUCAAAGGGAUAGCUUAGAUUUUUUGAAGAAGGGUUAUAUGCGGUGCUUAUCAAUAGUCAGUGUGUUACCUAUAGUAACACCUAUAGAUAGUGGUCAGCAUGCCCCCAGGUAGGAGAAACCAGCAGGAGAACAGGCAUUGGAGCUAAACAAUGUACUGCUGUGGACAGGGGCAGAAGCUAAAUGUAUUUUAGCCCCAUAAAAAUAAAUCAAUAUAAGCUUAAAUCUAUGCUAUACAGUCAAAUACAGGAAAACAAUAUUAGACCACCCUUGUUUUCUUCAAUUUCUUGUU